AUGCCCAUCCUGCGAACGGCCCUCUCAACGUUCCGGCACUUUGCACUACUCUCCCCAGGACCUAUUAGAUCUCCGUCGCAACCCAUCAUUGCGCGGCCACUCCAAGCCCACCUCAACACCAACACCAACACCAACCACAUCCACAUCCACAACCACAUUUGGAAAAGAGCCAUGUCUUCCGCCGUAGCCAAGCGCCUCUCCGGCAAAACCAUCGUGAUAACCGGCGCCUCGUCGGGCAUAGGCCGCAGCACAGCCUUCGAGUUCGCGCGCACGGCGCCCCAGAACGAGCUGAAGCUGGUGCUGACGGCGCGGCGCAUCGACGCCCUGCGGCAGAUCGCGGACGACAUCGCCGCCGAGACCAACGGCGGCGUGAAAGUCCUGCCCGUCAAGCUCGACGUCAGCAACCCCGACGAGGUUCGGGGUUUCCUCGCAAGCCUGCCCGAGGAGUUCCGCGAAAUCGACGUGCUGGUGAACAAUGCCGGUCUCGUAAAGGGCGUAGCCCGCGCCCCCACCAUCGCCGAGGCGGACCUGAACGUCAUGUUCGCGACGAACGUGACGGGGCUGAUCAACAUGACGCAAGCCGUGCUGCCCACCUUCCUCGCGCGGCCCGAGGGCGGCCGCGGCGACAUCAUCAACAUCGGCAGCAUCGCCGGCCGCGAGCCUUACCCGGGCGGCGCCAUCUACUGCGCCACCAAGGCCGCCGUCCGCAGCUUCACCGAGUCCCUGCGCAAGGAGCUCAUCGCCUCGAGAGUCCGCGUGCUCGAGGUCGAUCCGGGCCAGGUUGAGACUGAAUUCUCGGUUGUACGGUUUUACGGCGACAAGGAGAAGGCAGAUGCCGUUUAUGCUGGUUGUGAGCCAUUAACUCCCGACGACAUUGCUGAGGUAGUCGUAUUCGUGGCGGGCAGGAGAGAAAACGUCGUGGUUGCAGAUACUUUAAUCUUCCCUAACCAUCAAGCCAGUGCUACUUUCGUGCAUAAGAAGUCUUGA
Hypoxylon fragiforme is the source of this 987-nucleotide messenger RNA. Its product is annotated as NAD(P)-binding protein. The transcript has 4 exons. Gene Ontology annotation, molecular function: oxidoreductase activity. NCBI's taxonomy places the organism in Eukaryota, Fungi, Ascomycota, Sordariomycetes, Xylariales, Hypoxylaceae. The record is from RefSeq and is a predicted model, not a curated record. Gene Ontology annotation, cellular component: cytosol. The coding region runs from base 1 to 987 and encodes 328 amino acids.